Messenger RNA from Spodoptera exigua (beet armyworm), 1734 nucleotides. Lineage: Eukaryota; Metazoa; Arthropoda; Insecta; Lepidoptera; Noctuidae. The record is from the annotation of a GenBank genome assembly.
GUGUUUUUAGCACAGUACUGCUGACUGACUUACAGUUUUACACAUCAAUCACAGCAGAUUUUUAGUAAUUAGAUCUGAUACAAAGUAUAUAUUUCUAUUUUCAACUGUAUUUCAAUCACACUAAUAUAUAAAAUGCCCAAAAAGAAAACAGGUCAACGAAAGAAAGCAGAAAAACAAAAAUUACGACAAAAAGAGAUUCGGAAUGCACGAGAGAACGUGGACUUGGCUGCCCAUCCGUGCAACAUACCUAUGGAGUGUGAUAAAUGCCAGAAGAAACAGAAGAAUCGGGCAUUCUGCUACUUCUGCCAGGCAGUGCAGCGUCUGCCAACUUGUGCGCACUGUGGCAAAGUGAAGUGUAUGCUGAAGUCUGGAGACUGCGUUGUGCGUCACCCGGGGGUCUUCACUACAGGGCUGGGCAUGGUGGGAGCCAUCUGUGAUUUCUGCGAGGCGUGGGUAUGCCACGGCCGCAAGUGUCUGACUGCGCAUGCCUGCACCUGCCCACUGAUGGACGCCGUGUGUCUCGAGUGUGAGAGAGGCGUAUGGGAGCACGGCGGGCGCGUGUUCCGCUGCUGCUUCUGCCAGGGGUUCCUCUGCGAGGACGACCAGUUCGAGCACCAGGCCUCCUGCCAGGUCCUCGAGGCCGAGACCUACAAGUGCCAGUCGUGCAACCGGCUGGGCCAGUACUCGUGCCUGCGCUGCAAGACGUGCUUCUGCGAGGAGCACGUGAGGCGGCGCGGCGCGCGCCCGGCCGGCCGCGGCCCGCCGCCCUGCCCGCGCUGCGCCUACGCCACGCACGUCACCAGCGACCUCGCCAUGUCCACGCGCUCGCACCGCUACGGCCGCCAGCCCGUCGCGCACUACGACGGGGACGACGGGGACGACGACCGCGCCGGCGGCUACUCCGCAGGUCUCCUAACCUUAUUACAAACUAACUACUAUUUGCUUAUUUCAUUGGUGGUCCACACGAUAAUAUUGUGCAUAAUCUUUGGAAAACGAUAUUGGUAUAUUGAUAAUCCACAAUCCGCUAACUUAUUUAGAUCUUUCAAAAGAAUAUUUUUGUCACAAUAUACAACCAGUUUGAUCUUACUUUUUGUGAUUUUCGACAUGUAAACAUAUAUGUGUUUACUAUAAAACUGUGUAUUUCUGGAACAUUUCCGUUUAUUGUGAAGUAAGAAAUGAAAAGAGAAAUUGUAUCUUUUAGGGUACGCGGCUGAAGGCGGGGACUACUCGUCGUACGAGGAGGACGACGAUGACGACGACGACGACGACGACGAUGACUCGGAGUCCGAGUCGCAGUCGGAGGAGGACGCGGCCCCCGCGCCCGCCCCCUGAGCCCCGCAAUACAUUCGCUACCCACAUGUCAGCCUGGUUUUAUUGUUUCUACCCUUCCCCUAUUUUCCAAUGGGUCCCGCACGAAGCCGACGUGUAAAAGCAAACGUGAUAUCAUCUGUAACGAAUUCAACAACAAAGUGUAUUCCUUCCUGACGAACCUCUGUUGGCGUGCCACGAGGAAUGGCAGGAAGCCUCUAUACACAGUAGUAGUGCUAACAUUUUGAUGAUCUGUACAAAUGACCUUCUUCACUGGAUUUGUUACUUUACUAGCCUGCUGUGAUAUCUGCCUUGAACGAACGAACUGCAGUCAUGGAGGUUGAGUGAGUGGUGUCAGGAACGUGUAAACUAGUAUUUAACACCAUUUUUUUCUAUUUUUUAAUAUGAUGGCCAACCUCAGUCAUC